AUGGUGGACAUUCAGAUGGAGCGUGUGUACUUAAAACAGCCGACUAUUUUUCAAAACAAGAAGAGGGUCCUGCUGGGAGAAACUGGCAAGGAGAAGCGCCUACGGUACUACAAGAACAUCAGUCUGGGCUUCAAGACAUCCAGAGAGGUUACUGAGGGCCCCUACAUUGAUAAGAAAUGCCCCUUCACAGUUAAUGUCUCCAGUGGAGGGCGGAUCCUCUCUGGCGUGGUGACAAAGAUGAAGAUGCAGAGGAUAAUCAUCAUCCGCCAAGACUACCUCCACUACAUCCACAAGUACAGCUGCUUUGAGAAGCACCACAAGAACAUGUCCAUACACCUGUCCCCGUGCUUCAGGGAUGUCCAGAUCAGUGACAUCGUGACAGUGGGUGAGUGCCAGCUUCUGGAGAAAGCAGUCAAUUACCAGUAA
Molecule: messenger RNA, 426 nt
Organism: Saimiri boliviensis boliviensis (Bolivian squirrel monkey)
Lineage: Eukaryota; Metazoa; Chordata; Mammalia; Primates; Cebidae
Source: RefSeq, a predicted model, not a curated record